Messenger RNA from Dufourea novaeangliae, 1796 nucleotides. It is a transcript of the gene CCT6, whose product is annotated as T-complex protein 1 subunit zeta. Gene Ontology annotation, cellular component: chaperonin-containing T-complex. Gene Ontology annotation, biological process: protein folding. Gene Ontology annotation, molecular function: ATP binding; ATP-dependent protein folding chaperone; ATP hydrolysis activity. The annotation marks the transcript as partial. NCBI's taxonomy places the organism in Eukaryota, Metazoa, Arthropoda, Insecta, Hymenoptera, Halictidae. The record is from RefSeq and is a predicted model, not a curated record. The transcript is spliced from 6 exons.
GUUGGUGUCUGGGGCAGGUGAUAUAAAAAUUACAAAAGAUGGAAAUGUUUUAUUACAUGAAAUGCAAAUACAACAUCCAACAGCAUCCCUCAUUGCCCGUGCAUCUACUGCUCAAGAUGAUAUCACAGGGGAUGGUACAACCAGUACUGUGUUGGUCAUUGGAGAGCUUCUCAAACAAGCAGAUAUCUACAUAUCUGAGGGACUUCAUCCUAGAAAGCUUACUGAAGGUUUUGAGUUGGCUAGAAUCAAAACCUUGGAGGUAUUAGACUCCAUGAAGAUUCCCAUUGAGCCUACAAAGGAAGGCCUAAUGGAUGUUGCCAGAACAUCCCUUAGAACUAAAGUUCAUCCUAGCAUUGCUGAUAAGCUUACUGAAAUCUGUGUGGAUGCAGUGUUAGCUAUUCAGCAAAAAGAUCAAGAUAUCGAUUUACAUAUGGUUGAACUGAUGGAGAUGCAACAUAGGACUGCAGCAGAUACCACUUUAGUUCGUGGUAUUGUGACUGAUCAUGGAUCCAGACAUCCAGAUAUGCCUAAAAGAGUCGAAAAUGCAUAUAUCCUGACAUGUAAUGUUAGUCUGGAAUAUGAGAAAAGUGAGGUAAACAGUGGUUUCUUUUACAAAACAGCAGAGGAACGUGAGAAACUGGUUGCGGCAGAACGCGUAUUCAUAGAUAAUCGCGUGAAGAAAAUUAUCGAAUUAAAGAAGAAAUUGUGUGAUGGAACUGACAAAUCUUUUGUUGUUAUAAAUCAAAAAGGAAUCGACCCACCAUCUUUGGACAUGCUUGCUAGAGAAAACAUUUUAGCUCUUCGCAGGGCGAAACGCAGAAACAUGGAACGAUUAGCAUUGGCCUGUGGAGGAACAGCAAUGAAUUCGAUAGAUGAUAUACACGAAGAACAUUUGGGAUGGGCUGGACUCGUAUAUGAGCACGUGUUGGGAGAAACUAAAUACACCUUCAUAGAAGAAUGUAAGAAACCAAACUCUGUGACAAUACUGUUAAAGGGUCCAAAUAAGUAUACUCUCGAACAAUUGAAAGACGCCGUCAGAGAUGGUCUGAGAGCUAUCAAGAAUGCCAUUGACGACCGCGCUGUUAUUCCCGGUGCUGGUUCUUUCGAGGUUGCAGCCAGCCAGGCGCUUCAACGGUACAAAGAACAAGUAAAAGGAAAACAGCGCUUGGGCGUACAAGCUUACGCGGAAGCAUUACUUGUCAUUCCAAAAAUUCUUGCUGUAAAUAGCGGAUUUGAUGCACAAGACACAAUCGUGAAAUUGCUGGAAGAAGGAACUGCAUUGGGUGAGGCUGUAGGAUUAGAUAUUGCCACAGGUGAAGCGUUGAAACCCGCUGAUGCGGGGAUUUAUGACAAUUAUAAUGUAAAGAAACAAAUCAUUAAUUCGUGCACAAUCAUUGCCAGUAACCUACUUCUAGUUGACGAAAUAAUGAGAGCAGGGUUGUCAUCUUUAAAAGGAUAAGAUGGCGUUAAGAAUUAAUCAAUUGAAAAUACAUUCUUCGAAACUAAAAGUUAAUUUAAUUGUCACGCAUCCUUACGUUUUUGUAUGCUUUCGAAUAACAUAAACAAAUUGCACCGAAUAACGAAUAAAGAGCAACUUUUACAUUAAGGAACUGAAAAAUGGUGGGUAUUUAUUUCUUAUUAAUCGUUCAAAUUUCCUGCUAAUAACUAGAAACUCAAUUUGUAAGCAUGAGAGAUCAUUCACCUCGUACGUAAACUUUGUACAAUUACUUAAAUAAAAAAGUUAAAAUAAUUAUUUAUAUAGAUGUUUGUUUUCCAUUAAACGUUUUAAUUUAAUG